Messenger RNA from Lachancea thermotolerans CBS 6340, 2142 nucleotides. It is a transcript of the gene PBP1, whose product is annotated as Pbp1p. Gene Ontology annotation, biological process: cytoplasmic stress granule assembly. The transcript has a single exon. Bases 1 to 2142 code for a protein of 713 amino acids. Gene Ontology annotation, molecular function: RNA binding. NCBI's taxonomy places the organism in Eukaryota, Fungi, Ascomycota, Saccharomycetes, Saccharomycetales, Saccharomycetaceae. The record is from RefSeq and is a predicted model, not a curated record. Gene Ontology annotation, cellular component: cytoplasmic stress granule.
AUGAAGGGAACCUAUAGUGGCAAGAGAAGAGAAGGCAACGGGAAUUCUAACAACGGUAUAAACCGGAAUCCCAAUGCAAAUACUAGCAGCGGUGCCUUUUACGAAACAGAGGAGACAACCAAAAACUUCAAUGAUCGUCUGAACUAUCUCCUAGCUACUAGCAUCUCAACUGAAGCAACAGUGACCGUUACUACGGGCGUGAAAUAUUCAGGUAUCUUGGCCGCAUGUAAUCCAGAGGGGUCUAACGGCGUCGAUGUUGUGCUAAAGUUUCCCAAAGUCAUCGACAAAGGUUUCGCAACCAGCAACAUCGACCAGUUGGCGAGCGAUUUGAAGGAGAACCUUGUGAUCAAGGGCGAAGAUGUGGCGGAGCUCCAACUCCACGACGUGAAUUUCUCCGGCGAAGGAAAGGUUGGUAAAGAGGCAAAGGAGGAAAGCGGACAGAAGGCCGAAGUGAAGGCCGAGUUCAAACCUUCCAGCAAGCUUGCAGGUCCUGCCACCGAACGCAAAAUUAAAGCUGAAUUUAAAACGGACACAGACAUAUCCGGAGCGAACACAGUUAUUAAGGAGCGUGAGCUCGAGAAAUGGGUUCCUGAUGAUCACGAAACUUUUGACAUGAAUGAGAGCCUGGAAGACAGCACCACGUCCUGGAACCAAUUUGCUGUGAACGAGGAGAAGUUCGGCGUCACUUCAACAUUCGACGAGCAUUUGUAUACCACGAGAAUAAACAAGGACGAUCCCAACUACUUACAUCGUCUGAAGGAGGCUGAUCGAAUCGCGAAAGAAAUUGAGUCCCAAGGUGCUUCAGGCAAUGUGCACUUAGCCGAAGAGAGAGGUAUUAUUGUGGAUGACUCUGGUAUAGACGAAGAAGACAAGUAUUCGGGCGUGGACCGUAGGGGAGAUGAACUGCUUGCUGCUCUCAAACUAAAUGCCAAGAGCAACCCACCAAAGGCCAAAAAGUACGUGCCACCAACUUUGAGAAGCCAGCCUCACAACGCUGACCCAGCUAUUAUCUCGUCGAAGGCCGCAGUUAUCUCGCCACAGACCGUACACCCCAAAGAGCACAAAAACCAGGAACUCGCGCCCGAAGGAGGACACUCUCAUUCUCGCAAAAAGAACCAACUUGACGAAUUAAAGGAGUUUUCCGAGAAGUUUAAAGUUCCUUACGAAAUGCCUGAGGAGGUGAAGGCCAUGUUGAAGAAAAGCAGUGAAAAUUCUCCAAAGGCUCCACAAGCCGCUCUGAAGGUGAAUCCUUCUCUGCCCCCAAAGCCAACAUCCACUCCUCCCACCAACCCUAACUCGUCUGCAUCCUCGAAGAACGCUAGAGCUACACGGGACCUAACUCCUUCAGCAAACAAGGCAGAGUUGAGAAAACCACCCGCAAGAAUGUCGCAGGGCCAUACCCCAGUGCACUCACCAUCAUCCGGGAGACACGCAAACAUAUCAAGGAGACGCAAUAUCAGCCAGGGAUCGUUUUUUGGAUCAAAAUGUCCUCUUGCAAACAAAAAAGACUUCUCGAAGAAUUUCAAUAUGUUUAUCAAAGGGAAGGAGGCAUUUGAGCAAAAUCGUGCAGCAGGAAAGUCAAAGGGCGGCGCAGCUUCCGUUUUUGUCAUCGAGAAGCCCUACUUCACUGCCCCUACAUGGUUCAGCAACGUGGAGCAGUCCUACAGAACAAUGUUCCCUGAUGAGCAUACCGCGAUUCAACGGUCACAGAUGAAGAUGCAACAACGCAGCAUGAGCGCCAUGUCAUCUCCAGGAAGCCCACAUAUGAUGGGUGUCCCUGGAAUGAUGAUGGGGAUGCCUAUGGGCCCCAGCGGGUCUCCAAACCCCUACAUGAUGGCUCCUAACGCAAGUGCUAAUAUGUACAUGCCGUUUCAGCCUCCCGCCUUCUAUCCGCCAGUAAUGCAAAUGAUGCCUAUGGGUGAUGAGAGAGGAGGCUCUGGGACACCGCCUCCCCAAAAUACUGGCUCCCCACUUGGCGGGCCCACUUUCAUGAACGCAGGCCCGGGGGGUCCCAUUCCACCAUUCAACUACUCAGCGGCUGCCCCCUUCCAGCCCGUAAUGGGCUCACGGUCCUUCCGGCAAGGUUUCCAAAACCAGUCCUAUCAAAAUCAUCACAAUCGGCACAGGGCGCACGAUCGUUGA